UUAUUCAACGGCAAAGCUUUGCGGUUGUGUUUUUAUUGGUGGCGGUUCCCGCGUCGCUUCUGUCAUUUUGCCCAUAAUCGCGUGUUAUUUUAUUGUUUGUGUGUGCGUAUAUUUUACAAGAAGCAUUGACAGUGAAUAAGGUCAAUACGCUUUAAAAACAAAUUAAUUGCCUUUUGUGAAAAAUCAAUUGCAGUGAUUUGCUGGUGCUGUUGCUGUUGCUGGUUGAAUAACAAAAACACGCAAAAAUGCAGCUUGGAACUUUUGAUGCAUGGGAUGCUUUGGUGCUGGCGAGCAUUCUGAUAAUCUCGGCUCUGAUUGGCAUCUACUAUCGCUAUACGGGCGGCAAACAGAAGACAACACAGGAGUACCUAAUGGCCGAUCAGAGCAUGUCAGCGUUUCCCGUCUCAUUCAGCCUGAUGGCCAGCUUCAUGUCUGCGAUCACGCUGCUGGGUGUCUCCAGUGAAUCGUAUCAGUUUGGCACACUCUUUGGUGUGAUUAACAUCUCCUAUCUGUUGAGCACCCCGAUCGCCGCUUACAUCUUUUUGCCUGUCUUCUACCGGAUGCGCACCACAAGCGUCUAUGAGUAUCUGGAGCGUCGCUUUGGUCAUGCAACGCGUCUGACGGCAUCCAUUGCGUUCACUUUGCAAAUGGUUCUCUACAUGGGCAUUGCAUUGUAUGGGCCAGCUUUGGCUCUGGAGGCAGUCACGGGGAUACCGCGUGGCACUGCUAUACUUGUGCUGGGACUGGUGUGCACCUUCUACUCGACACUGGGUGGCCUCAAGGCGGUGCUUAUCACCGAUGUCUUUCAGUCCUUUCUCAUGUUUGCGGCCAUCUUCUUGGUGAUUGGUGCUUCAGCGAUUAAGGCCGGUGGACUGACCACCAUUUGGGAAGUGGCCCAGGAGCGGGGACGUGUUCAGUUCUUUGAGUUCUCAACGGAUCCAACAGUUCGUCACAGUUGGUGGACAUUGAUUAUUGGUGGCAUGGUCACCUAUCUAUCAUUAUACGGCGUCAAUCAGACCCAAGUGCAGCGUCUCCUCAGCGUGCACAACUUGAAGAGCGCCCAGGCGGCUCUCUGGUGGAAUAUGCCCAUUCUUGGCCUGCUCAGCAUGAGCACCAUCUUCAGUGGACUGGCAAUCUUCUAUUACUAUCGUGACUGUGAUCCGUUGCUCAAUGGACGCAUCAAAUCCCGAGAUCAGCUUAUGCCGCUCUUUGCCGUCGACACAAUGGGUCAAAUUCCUGGUUUGUGUGGUCUUUUCGUUUCGGGCAUCUUCUCGGCCAGUUUGUCAACAAUAUCAUCGGCGGUCACAUCGCUCUCCGCUGUCACAUUAGAGGAUUACAUCAAGCCGCUCUACAAGACAAUUUUUAAGAGCACGCUGAUGGACUCGAAGUCAACGUUGCCCACGAAAAUCAUUGCCUGUAUUUAUGGACUGCUCUGCAUUGCGUUGGCCUUUGGCGCCAGCUCGUUGGGCGGCGUGCUGCAGGCCUCGCUGACCAUUUUCGGCGUUGUAGGUGGCCCGCUGCUUGGCAUCUUCACCCUUGGCGUUUGCACGGUGCGCACCAAUCAACGUGGCGUGCUGCUCGGCUUUCUGGUGGCUCUGAGUUUUUCCUUUUGGAUUGGAUUCGGUGGACCGAAGCCGCCACCAAUGCCGCUGCCAUUGAACACCACCGGCUGUGACACAUUCACAAAUGUUACUCAGGUGACGGCAGAUGCGCUUCAGGUUGCCUCAAGCACCACAAAACCAGAGUACUUUUGGCUAUUUCGCUUAUCCUAUCUGUGGUUCUGUGUGCUCGGCUUCCUGAUCACUUUGUUCAUUGGCUACUUUGGCAGUUUGCUGAUGGCGUAUUUCAACUGUGCCAACAACUCCCAAAUCUAUUUGGAUAAAUGCCACAAGCAGCUGGAUUACGAUUUGUUUGCGCCCAUCCUCUCACGUCGCUGGAGGCGGCAGCAGCUGGCACAAAUACCGAUGGAGACAGACGAUCCGACGCUAACGAAGUUAACGCUAUCAGAUGCAGCUAUAUAAUAAGUGAAAUCUAGUAUAAUUUUACAACUUAAAUGACAUAGUAUAUGUAGUGUAUAUAGUGGGGGCAGUGGGGGCAGCCAACAGCCAUGGCCCGUGGCACAGAUUGCACAAUUACCUAUCGGCUUUAAUUGCCAAAAGCAGCUGUUGAUUUAUUUGUAUUUUUUAUUAACAGUUGUCGUACCUAAAACGUGCAUAAUAAUGUGACCUAUAUUUGUAUACCUGCAUGUGAAACUUAUCAACUGCUUGAGGCGCCCAUCAACGUCUUCCAUUUGUAAUAAUUGUUAACUAGGAUCUAUGAUAUAUGUAUGUAUAUACCAACUAAACUAGAGGUCUGCAGGAAUACAUUCAUAUUUAGCACUCAAAUUUACUGCACAGUAUUCUAUUUGAAACGAAAUGGUGAAAUGAAUUCAUGAAAAUGAAAAUGAAGGAAAUUAUUGUAAGCUAAGACAGUAAUUAGUGGAUACUGGCAACGAAACAAAGGCGUCGCAAGUAGUGUUGUAAUAAAUGUUAUUAGUAGAUUGCAAUUAUUGUCACAGUUAGAUUAAUAUACAAAAGAAAAACAGGAAUUUAAUCAUUUAUUUAUGUACUCUUUGUUUGACUUACAAAAUCAAAAAAAAAAACAAAGAAUCUAAAAAUCUUUUACAUAUUUUUGCUUAGUUUGCUUCUCAUUCAUUAUUCAAAAUGUGAACUGUGCAGAAAAUGACAUUCAGCAGACCUCUCACAUAUACCUCGUAACUGAUAUUGGUAAAUUGAAAAAACACAAGAUUCUUUACACAAAUUGUAAUACUAACUCACGGAGUAGACAAUAAUUAUGGAGUCGUCGCAUCAGAGACUGGCAGCCAAAAGUCUCAAAUGCGAGUGAUCAAUAAGAUUUGGUUAGUAAGUUUAUUUUAUAUUUAUUAUAGUCGUACUGCAAAUUGUUAAAAAGGAAAGUAUCUUAUAAGCAAAUAUAGUAGCAAUGUUGUCUUGAAUAUUUAUAAACAUGCCACUGCGCAUAGCUUUCAACAUAUUUAUAUACACCCAAACAUAACAAUGGACUCGGUGUGGAUGCUUAAAUGUUACAACAAAUCAAUGAACAACAUAUAGUUUAAGUGUACAACAAAAUAUAUUUAUUGCAUUGUACUUAUAUACACACAUGUGUAAGGCAUCAAUUGCUGACCAUUAAAAUCUGUUGCAUUUAGAAA
Molecule: messenger RNA, 3205 nt
Organism: Drosophila grimshawi
Lineage: Eukaryota; Metazoa; Arthropoda; Insecta; Diptera; Drosophilidae
Product: putative sodium-dependent multivitamin transporter
Exons: 2
Coding region: 246-2021 (591 amino acids)
Biological process (GO): transmembrane transport; sodium ion transport
Cellular component (GO): membrane
Molecular function (GO): symporter activity
Source: RefSeq, a predicted model, not a curated record